Messenger RNA from Lutzomyia longipalpis, 839 nucleotides. Its product is annotated as TLR4 interactor with leucine rich repeats-like. Gene Ontology annotation, cellular component: extracellular matrix. The transcript is spliced from 2 exons. Lineage: Eukaryota; Metazoa; Arthropoda; Insecta; Diptera; Psychodidae. The record is from RefSeq and is a predicted model, not a curated record. The coding region runs from base 33 to 641 and encodes 202 amino acids. Gene Ontology annotation, molecular function: protein binding.
AUAAUAGAAAUUUAGACUUGAUAAAUAUUUAUAUGACAGGCAAUAGAAUUAAGAAAAUUGGCCAAAUGGACUUUGAGCGACUCACCAAAUUGCAACAACUCUAUUUGGACAACAAUGAAAUAGCCACGAUAGAAGAAGGUGCUUUUGAAGCUCUAAAAGCUCUCGAAGUUUUAAUUCUUGCGAAUAAUUUGUUGUUUCGCUUGCCGGGAAAUCUUUUUGACCAACAAAGUAAAUUAGUAAUUUUGUGGUUAAGUGGAAAUAACAUGGUUUAUUUCCCUAUACCUGGAUGGAACGAAGAAACAGGAGAAAUUUCCAGUACUUCCACUCUUGGUAAAUUGCGUAAAUUGCAUAUCGAUAUGAAUCCUCUUCAGUGCCAAUGUGUUGACCUAAUUAAAUCCUGGGCUAAAUUGAAGAAUAUUAGAUUGGGAAUUGAUAAUGAUUACGUGAAGAAUGGCCUUCAACCUGCGUGUAUUAUCAACGAUCAAGGAUGCAGGACAGACAUUGGAAAAGACUUUAUUCACAACUACUGGCAUCUAUUUAACAAUGAAACUUACAUAAAUAUGCUGUAUAAAGAAGAAGAUGAAAGAUCUCCGGCUUUUUGGAUUAUACAGAGAGUAUUUGAAAGUCUUUUUGAUUUGUAGUUUAUUCAAAAAUUUAAUAAAAAAAAAAGCUUUCAUAAAUUAGGAAAUAAAUCAAUCUAAAUUUCUGAGUUAUUUGCUUGAGGUUUUGUAUUACUACAUCUACAUAAGGCUAAAAAAAAAUGAAUGUAGUUAAGAGAAUGAUAAGAGAGUUUAUGCAAAAGAUCAUUGAAUUAGAUUAAACACGAAUUUUUCACGACA